Microthlaspi erraticum is the source of this 306-nucleotide messenger RNA. The record is from the annotation of a GenBank genome assembly. Lineage: Eukaryota; Viridiplantae; Streptophyta; Magnoliopsida; Brassicales; Brassicaceae.
AUGGAGCCAAACACUAAGCUUGUUCUUAUGACCUUGGUUCUUGCCUUGACACUCACGGCAGCAACCGGAGAGAUGUGCGGUAUGACCAUUGCUGGUAUGUACUCUUGCAAGCCCUAUGUGCAGACUGAGAACCCAUUGACCACCGGGAUUAAUCCCAAGGGCGCUUGCUGCACUGCCCUGUCCAAGGCCGACUUCAAGUGUCUCUGCCAGGAGAAAAGCAAACCCCAUCCCUUUCUCAGCGGGAUUGACUUUGACCUCGCUUCUAAACUCCCAGCGAAGUGUGGUUUAUCUGAUGUAACUUGCUAG